Messenger RNA from Penicillium manginii, 1194 nucleotides. RefSeq lists its product as uncharacterized. Lineage: Eukaryota; Fungi; Ascomycota; Eurotiomycetes; Eurotiales; Aspergillaceae. The record is from RefSeq and is a predicted model, not a curated record. The transcript has a single exon. The coding region runs from base 1 to 1194 and encodes 397 amino acids.
AUGAGUGCUGGGCCAAGUCGAGUCAAGAAGAUCACCCAGUUCUCCCGCCAGGCUCAUUGGCUUUCCGAAAGGCCCAAUCCUGAAUACUCUAGCGGGUUCCAGUUCUUGAUGCGCUGGCUUCCGGGUGCUCAGCUUUUAUACAGAGUAUCUCUCUUUUUGACCCAAGAGAAGGACUUUGCCGGUUUUAAAACGGAAAGGGGGGAAUCUUUGCGCAACAAUUGGACAUCUGUGACGACAGAUUAUAUCCGGAAGAAUUCCCCGGCGAAGUAUCGCGACUUUUUGGUACCGAAAACUGUCAUUGGAUGCAAACGCAGAGUGAUGGACACAAACUAUCUCACCUGUCUCCAUCGUGAUAACGUCGAGCUUGUCCACGACGAUCCUAUCGACCAUGUAACCGAAAGGGGAAUUGUAACGAAGUCGGGUCGUGAGAUCUAUGCUGAUGCAAUCGUUCUGGCAAAUGGAUUUGAGACUCAGAAACCGCUUUUCCCGAUGGAAAUUCGUGGAGAAAGUGGACAGACAAUCUCCGACCAUGUGAGUGCAUACCUUGAGCCUAAAUUUGAUGUGGCAUUAACCAGUGAGCAGUGGCAAGAAUUCGCAGAUGGCUCGCCAGAAGCGUACUUUGGUACCUGUCUGUCGGGAUUUCCGAAUUUCUUCGUAUUAAUGGGGCCAAACACCCUGUCUGGGCAUCUUUCGGUGCUUUACACAACAGAAUGUCAGAUCAAUUUUGUUAUACGGGUCAUCCGACCGAUAUUAAUGGCGAAUAUUCGUUCCUGGGUUCCAUCGUUGUUCAGAUCAAAGGAUCCACAAUCUGUCGCUGUCACCCCAAUUGCAGAGCGAAGAGAUUUGGAUAUGGUCAAUGAGCGAGCGAAAAAGUUGGUUUGGGCUACUGGCUGUAGCUCGUGGUUCAUUGAUUCCAAUACUGGGCGAAACACUAUAAUGUUUCCGGAUUGGCAGUUCAAGUUUCAUCUUCGCAGUAUUUUCAUACCGUGGAGAGAUCUUGUGUACAGGCAAGCUCCUAUGAAAUCCCCGAAAGAGGUGGAAUUGGGCGUUAUUACUCCCUUUCUAUUCGCUUCUGUGGGCAUAACUGCCCUCGGGGGCUUACUUGGAGCAUCUCUUAUCGGGGGCUUCGAGUUUCCAUCGAAAGUAUCUCACUUGCCGGGAUUUCUUCGCAGAAUCUAUUGGCUAGAGAAGUAA